CAGCCCCGCCAGCCCGCCCGAGCGCUCGGAGGGAGAGGCAAGGUCUGGACGGGGUGGCUGGACCAGUGGCAGAAUCUAGUGCCAGACUCUGGACUUGAGGGUUCUGGGCUGUGGUCUGUAGAAGCCAAGGAGAGAAGGACUCAAAUCCAGGCCAACUGUAUGGCUGUCUGAGGUGUUGGAACAGAAGGAGGUCCAUUCCUGUUGGUGACAACACUGUGGCCCUGUUCUGGGAUGACCGAGGUAUAAAGGUUUCCCCCGAGAGAGCAGCUGAGUCCUUGCACCCUGUGACAGCUGCUGUUCCCAGCCCUGAGCCCAUCGGAGGUCCUGCAGCGGUGGCGGUGUGAGGAGUUGUGCAGUCAGUUAUAACUGAAAAUGUCUGACGGUCUGGAUAAUGAAGAGAAACCCCCAGCUCCCCCACUGAGGAUGAACAGUAACAACCGGGAUUCUUCGGCACUCAACCACAGCUCCAAACCACUUCCUAUGGCCCCUGAAGAGAAGAAUAAGAAAGCCAGGCUUCGCUCUAUCUUCCCAGGAGGAGGGGAUAAAACCAAUAAGAAGAAAGAGAAAGAGCGCCCAGAGAUCUCUCUUCCUUCAGACUUUGAACAUACGAUUCAUGUGGGGUUUGAUGCAGUCACCGGGGAAUUCACUCCAGAUCUCUAUGGCUCACAGAUGUGCCCAGGGAAGCUCCCAGAGGGAAUUCCUGAGCAAUGGGCACGAUUACUCCAAACCUCCAACAUAACAAAGCUGGAACAGAAGAAGAACCCCCAAGCUGUUCUAGAUGUUCUCAAAUUCUAUGAUUCCAAAGAAACAGUCAACAACCAGAAAUACAUGAGCUUUACAUCGGGAGAUAAAAGUGCACAUGGAUACAUAGCAGCCCAUCCUUCGAGUACAAAAACAGCAUCAGAGCCUCCUUUGGCUCCUCCUGUGUCUGAAGAAGAAGAUGAAGAAGAGGAAGAAGAAGAAGAUGACAAUGAGCCCCCACCAGUCAUUGCACCAAGACCAGAGCAUACAAAAUCAAUCUACACUCGUUCUGUGGUUGAAUCGAUUGCUUCACCAGCAGCACCAAAUAAAGAGGUCACACCACCAUCUGCUGAGAACGCCAAUUCCAGUACUUUGUAUAGAAACACAGAUCGGCAAAGGAAAAAAUCCAAAAUGACAGAUGAGGAGAUCCUAGAGAAACUAAGAAGCAUUGUAAGUGUUGGUGACCCAAAGAAAAAAUACACAAGAUUUGAAAAAAUAGGUCAAGGGGCCUCAGGUACUGUUUAUACAGCGCUGGACAUUGCCACAGGACAAGAGGUGGCCAUAAAGCAGAUGAACCUUCAACAGCAGCCCAAAAAGGAAUUAAUUAUUAAUGAAAUUCUGGUCAUGAGGGAAAAUAAGAACCCCAAUAUUGUUAAUUAUUUAGAUAGCUACUUAGUGGGUGAUGAACUGUGGGUAGUCAUGGAAUACUUGGCUGGUGGCUCUUUGACUGAUGUGGUCACAGAGACCUGUAUGGAUGAAGGACAGAUAGCAGCUGUCUGCAGAGAGUGCCUCCAAGCUUUGGAUUUCUUGCACUCAAACCAAGUGAUCCACAGAGACAUAAAGAGUGACAAUAUUCUCCUUGGGAUGGAUGGCUCUGUCAAAUUGACUGAUUUUGGGUUCUGUGCCCAGAUCACCCCUGAGCAAAGUAAACGAAGCACGAUGGUGGGAACUCCCUAUUGGAUGGCACCCGAGGUGGUGACUCGAAAAGCUUAUGGUCCGAAAGUUGAUAUCUGGUCUCUGGGAAUUAUGGCAAUUGAAAUGGUAGAAGGCGAACCCCCUUACCUUAAUGAAAAUCCACUCAGGGCAUUAUAUCUGAUAGCCACUAACGGAACUCCAGAGCUGCAGAAUCCUGAGAGACUGUCUGCUGUAUUCCGCGACUUUUUAAAUCGCUGUCUUGAGAUGGAUGUGGAUAGGCGAGGAUCCGCCAAGGAGCUUUUGCAGCAUCCAUUUUUAAAAUUAGCCAAGCCUCUCUCCAGCCUGACUCCUCUGAUUAUUGCUGCAAAAGAAGCGAUUAAGAACAGCAGCCGCUAGGACUGCCAGCCUUACCCCACACCAUCUCCCUCAUGAGUAAGACUGAAAUAAAACUCCGCUGCAGGAAAGAUGGAAGAAAAGACAGUCAAAUGGGGUGGGGUUUCUUUAACUUUGAGAUGAAUAGAAACUUCUUAUAAGCCUUUUUCCUACUCCCUCAGAUUAUGUAAUUUAUUUGUAAGCCUGAAUCGCGGCCCAUACAGGGCAGCAAUGUUGAAGUGGCCAUAAAAAGGUCACUUCCACCGUGAAGCGAAAGAGCCAGUAGUGAAUCCCCUCAUUUUGUGCAUUCACUUUGAAGAAAAAAAAGAUUUCUCAAAGAUGCACACUCCCUCUCCAUAGUGUUGUGUUUGUUUUUAAGUUAGAGAGUAGUCCCUCUUGCAUUCAAACCUCCUUCAAAACUCCUUACCCAAUGUAAUGUUUUUCACUUGCAUUGUCAUUAGAUGUCCAGAAAAAAAGAUGUCAAAACUUUUUUUAAGAAAAAGAAACUAAAAAACAAAAAGAAAACAAGCAAACAAACAAACAAAAAAAAACAAAAUGAAACAAAACAAACAAAAAAAAAAAACCCAGAGCAAGUACUGUGUGAACAUGUGGAAGUCCAUGCCCUCAUAGAGUUGCAAUUUUUAUUCUUCUUCUAUAGUGGUGGCUUGGUUUGUGUACCUGUUUUUCUGCAUUUGUAUUGGAAAAGGUUUCUUUUACGACAUUUUCCAAAAGCAGAGAGGAAUAUGUGUGUUCAGGAAGGGCUUUUAAAAACUAUCUAAAUAAAGUUCAGAUGGUGAAAUCUUAUUACAUUUUCAUGAUGAUGCUUAAGUGGUAGUUGAUUUGCAUUUGUAUAAACCUGCUUGCUCAUCUUCACAAUACCUGCAAAAAGACACACCAAAACUAUGGCACUCCAGUUGGGUGAGUCUAGAUCUUAAACCUAGGAAAUCCUGAUUGGAGAGGCCACACUUAAACAAAGAUGGGGCUUUCUCUAAGAGCCAAAAGGAAGAUAAUAUAAGCAUGAAAUACUGAAAUCUUCAUUGGACAGUAAGUAAACAAAGAUAUAGAUACCUAAUUUAAUCCUGUUUUGUGCUUGUGGAAUGUAUGCAACUGUAAAACAGGCACAUCAGGAGGAAAUAGACCCAUUACCCAACAUUUGCUGAUAAUAAAAUCUUAUUUAUCUUCACAAUUUAUAACAAACAUUAAAAAAAGUUUUAAGAUAUGGAGAACAGAAAUAUUGGAAGCAUUCAACUCUGCAAGAAAUGGGAGGUUAGUGAAAACUACAUCCCAGUCAACGCUUGGCUCUAAGUACUUGUUGUCAUUUCCCCUAUGUAUCACUAAUCUCUGUUUCUGCAUAUGGUGUGUCCAUGCUUAGCCCUUUGGGCUUUUGAAUUUCGAAAACAUGUAUCUAAAGAUCUUGAUGUUCUCCAGUGAAAAGCCUUUGGCUUUGCAAUCAUGUAUCCCAAGACCUAUCAGUCCAGCUGAGUUCCUUUUGUGGCUUGGGCAAGAUAUGAAAAUUUGACUAUUAUUUCACCAUUUAUCAAUUUAUUAGACACUCAACAGUCACCACUUCCUGAAUCUUCUGAGAGUAGAAAAAUAUCUGGAGGGUGUCUGCAUAGAAAGGAUAUGCUUCUCUUUUGAGUGUUAUCAGUUUUAUAAAUUCUGCAGAGUUUUUUCUCUAAGCCUUUGAAAAGCUAGCAGUUUGUGCAGUAGAGGGCUCCUUGAUUUGUAGUAUGUCAAGAAUCUGAAUAGAACCUAUCUGCAUUUAGCAAGAGAGGGAAAGAGAUCACUGCCAUGGGCCUCUCUCCUUCUCUGCUGAGGCACAUCCGUCCAUGUAAUCAUCUGUUCAUUCCUUAAAAUGAAAGCACUUUCUUUAGAGAGUUUCUGCUAUCCAACCAUAUAGUGCACAUGUUUAUAUUUAGGAGAUAACACUCCUGGUGGAUUUCCUGUUGUUUCCUUUGACUAUGAAACUUGGGAGGGGCUUGACCCCUGCCCCUAGAAAAUGUGCACAAGGGCAUAAAACAACAAAUGUGAAAAGAUCAAAUGGUAAUAUUAAUUUGAACCAUAUUAUGUUAUUCUUCACAAAGACGUGGCUGGGCCUGAAAAUGUUAAUGCCACACUGUUUUAUGUGUGAGAGAGAGUGAGGCCUUAAUUUUGAUUUCUUUUAAAAUUAAGUAUUUUUAAAUUUUUCAUUCAUCAUACCAGGGAAUUCAAUGAAACAAUAGGUGGGAUGCAAAUAGAAUUCAGUACAUUGGUACCUAUGCCCUGCCACUGGAGAGAGCCCCAAACCUGGUUGGGAAGCUCAAAUUGUCCGUGAGCAUCCCUUAUAUGUCAUGAAGGCAUUUUUUUGGUGGAAGGACACCUGGAGCAGUGAUCCUUCAGAUUACUGGAGGCAGAGAAAUGGCUGCUCUUUUAUGCUUUCAAUUCAGCAUGUUAACAACAGGGAGUCUUGUACUACUUCACCACAUCCUGUUGUACCAAGAUUUUAUGAUAAUAUAUCCCAGUAGGCUUUGCUCUUAAAGACUUAUAUCUAUGUAAAUUUUAAAAUGAGAACAGCUUCUAAAGACCAUUCCCCGUGUUGGAGAGUUAUGUAUAUUUCUAAUAAGUAUUAGAGAGGAGCUGUUUCUCCUGCCAAAAUGAUGCUGAAGGAUUUACACUUGGUAUACCUGACCAAGUUGUACUCCAGAUGGUUAAUAGUUUAUUCCCUUUUCCUGGAUUGUUUUUUUUUUUGUAGCUCAUCUUGACAUUGGUGAGUCUAUCCAGAUCUUUAAAGUCACUAGCAUGCCCUGAGAUAAGGAGGGCGCAUCAUCGAAUGUUGAUUCCAAAAUGUCCUGAGAUAGGGAUAGGGCAGUGGGAAAGUCAGGGAAGGGUGAGAAGCACAGCAGAGAUUAUUUAUUUAAAAAAGAAAAGAACAUUAAUGUUGUAGCAAGGAUCCAGCACGUUGUCAUCAUCCCAUGAAGAUUUUUGGAUGACACAUCCCCUCAAAUCAGUCACCGUGUUGGGUAAUGACUUCGUUCUUGCUGAUCUCGUCUUUGUGUCAUUGUAAAUAUUUGUGUGUCCGUGUUCCAUUUUGGCUACUGGAUGGCCAAGUCAUGUAAGAAGAUUUAACCCAAGUAUUUAUUCUUUAAUUGUGUUAUUCAGAUUUCUUUCAGGCUUGUGAAUUGCUCCCCAAUGUUUGAUUUUAACCACCUGAUCCCCACAUCUUUCCCUCCCUUGUGAAGCACAUUCCAUUGCUAAAAGAAAAAGAAAUACGAAAUUGCUUCCUUUCGUCUGUAAAACUGUUUGAUAGUUUGAGAUGUUUGUCUAUAAACGAUAUUUCUCAGCUCAAAGAUCAUGUAAAUAAUUCUAUUCCUUUGCUCAAUGGGUUGUUUAUUUCUAAUGAGGCUGCCAGUUCUCAGAAAGAAUCUAUAAAAUCACCUUUAAAUAACAUAAACAGGGAUGACAACUAUGUAAAAAUAAGCGCAUAUGAACAAAGACUGGGAACACAGACAAUUGAAAUCAGUUGUGUUGGGAUGGUGGGAUUAUGCAAAUUUUUUUCUUGUUAAAAUUUUCUUUGAUAUUGUUAUACUAUUGCUUUAUAAUAAAUAAACAUCAGAAAGGGGACUAUAGAAACAUAGAAAAGACGCCAGAAGCAGACGCCUUCUGGCCAGAGCCCAGAGCAUGCAGGGCACAGGUAUUUGUUAAUUACAAUUAUUCCAUAGGCUUUAUAUUUGCCUGGAUGCUGCAGUUGGCACACACUCAUUAUGGCAUGUGCUUUCUUCGGGGACUAGUAUCUAUAAGUUAAAGCUAGGGAGAUGUCGCUGUUAGAACUCCAAACACAUCCUUCUGCUUUCAAACUGGCUGGCUGCCCCCUCUGCUUUGGUAUGGCCUCAAGGUUUCUGUUUUGCUUACUUUAGAUUGGAGGGGUCACUUUGGAUAGCCCCUUUGACAACAUCUGUUUCAGGUACUGCCUUUAUGGAUCAUUUUAGCAGAUUUUAGGUUGAAUUUUGGAAGAACAGAAGGUUAAAAUCCCCAGUUCCCACCAUUUCCUUUUCCAACAGGAUAUACUAUCAUUCAGGUAGGAUUUUAUUUUAAUGAACAGUAGGCAAGUCCCGCUGAUUUCAGUAGAAGUUAUGACUUGCACUUAAAAGCUGACUGUGAAAACAUUGAGACAAAUAUUUAGAACAGCCCUGGCCUCUUGGCAUUCAAUCUCAACUCCUUUGAGCUUUGGCCUGAGAUGGUGACCUCUAGGUGCUUUCUGAUCUGCGUAAUUAUAGGUUGUAUGCGGUAACUACUGUCAUUUUAAAGGAGAAACAGGGAGACCAUCUACCCAAAGAGAGGAAUUUCCUUGUAACUCACCAAAGAGUUUGCAGGUGAGGACUUUUAUGAUACGGUAGUGGCCUCAGGUGUUAGUUUCACCAAGAGCAGACCUUUUAUCUAGAGAACCCACCUUGGGCCAUUCUCAACAUAUAAUCUACUUAUGAGAGUCUUAACCCUGACAUCCCCAGUUGUAUCUCAUGGUCCUCUUCUGAGCUACUUGCAGUUAAUAUUUGGUUAAACAAAGGCAUGGCCAGUGAUGGCCUACUCCUAGUCUCUGAGCAAGAGGACUGAAAUUCAGCAUUUGUAAACUGACAGUCUAACAGACCCGAGAUUUUGAGUGAACUUAACACACAAUUCUGAACAUAUAUUUGCAUGUGGAUUGGGAAGGAAUUAAAGGGGACCCCGGAAAUAAUGGAACUAUUUUUCCUAAGAAAGACUUUUUCAUCAAAAAUUGGUUUCUGAUAUGAUCUUUCUGGUAGUAAGCUUUUUUCCCAUUCCUUUUCUGAUCCCAUGCUCCAAGUGAAUAUAAACCCAACUCCUCGUGCAUUGAGGAUGUCUGUUUAAUAUCAAGCAAUAUCUAACUGAAUCUGCAAAUGUGGGAACUGAGAUUAUAACUUCCACGUGCACACUUUUGUGUUCAACUAGAUGAUAAUAAUGAGGAGCAUUUACUGCCACAUGAUACAGUCACACUUGCAAGAUAAACUUAUAGAAGCUGUUUAGUGCCAUCAGAGUCUCCUUUGGAAGCUGCCGUCAGAUGAAUGCUAUCCCAUAAUACCAGUAGUGAGGCAGGUACCAUGUGCAUCUGAUUUAGGACCUAUGAGGAAAUCAACAGCAAUUAGAAUCAAUCAGAUGUAGUGAAAGAAGUGCUAACCUAGAAGUAAGAAUGGUGGUGGUGGUUUAGUCACCAAGUCAUGUCCAACUCUUGGGACCCCGUGGGGUGUAGGCCACCAGGCUCGUCUGUCCAUGGGAUUUCCCAGGCAAGUAUACUGGAGUGGGUUGCCAUUUCCUUCUCCAGCAGAUCUUCCCAAUGCAGGGACUGAACCCGGAUCUCCCGCAUUGCAGCCAGAUUCUUUACCGACUGAGCCACCAGGGAAGCCCAGAAAUAAGAAUACUUGGAUUCUAAUGUAGGCUCCGCUCCUAACUUACUGUGUGCCCUUGGGCAAGUCACUUAACCAUGUUGUGUCUGUUUCCACAUUUAUAAAAUAAAGGUAUUGGACUAGCUCUCCAAGGCUUUCCAAAGCUCUAACAUUCUGUGGUACUAUAGAUUGCUUUGCUAAUUCAUCCUGCUAAAGUGAUGGCAAAUAUCAUAUGCUUAAGCCUGGGUCUCUUAUGUUGCAGUUAAACAAUAGAACUAUGUAAGAUGAUGCCAAAAAAAAAAAAUCAAACCUCAAGUAAGUGAAGUGAAUAAAUACUAGGGAAUGUUGAUAAAACUUGUGGCAGCCUUCCAAUUCCUUCACUGUUGUUUUGUUUUUGAUUUAGUGUUCCUUUUCUGUUGAGUGUUCCAAUUUUUCUUUUCCAUACACUCUGUAUGUAAAGUCUGGUUUUCAUUAAGCUGUGGCCAGUAUUUGCUACUAGAACAGAAAUACACUGUCACACUUGCUAGAAUAGAACUAUACUUCGGCCUCUCCUUUCCUGUGAAGCAGUGUUGGGCUUUAUAGAGUUUACUUCCAAAAUGGCACAAGAUGGCAGAACCCAUGUCAUGGCUGGGACUACUGAGUGGGCCUAAACAUUUUCAGGUUGCAGAGAGAUAAAGGAAAAAGUGAUUACGUGCUAUUAGCACUAAGGAGUGUUGACAAAUCCACUUGGGAACCAAAGACAGCUUUUCUGAUGACAGCUCCCACAGGGAUUGGCCAAUUGGAUGAGUAUGAUACUAGAAAGAGGAUCAACUUGUAGUUAGUGGACAGUCCCAUUGCACUGCCUACAGCAGUGCCAACUAGCCCUAAGUGUGAAAUUCAAGUUCAGUGUGUGUGCUCGUGUGUGGUGUGCUUUAUGGACCCGCAUAUACUAUAUUCAUUAGUGAUAAUAAGACCUUUCACAGAAUUCUGUAACCACUAGUGGGUUGAGUUUUAAAUCUCAGUACAUCAGCAAGGAAGAGACAGAUCACAGGGUAGUUAGUGAUGUGUACUGGGAUUAUACUCAUAAUAUCCAGACAAAACAAGUUAAGGAGGAUCUGUGUUUUCAUUAUCAGAGUUGUAUCUCAUUUGGCUGUGCUUUACUUUUGUUAAAAUGUGUUAUCUGUAAACCCAUGUGUAGUGAAAUUCUUCUGUAACUGAAUUAAAGGUAUUUAUGGUCUUUGUUUGAUUUUUUAAGUAAAUUAUUUCUUUUGUAAACCUGCUGAUGGUAUGGUUCCAUCCUUCUGACCUCAGCAUCUGCUCUUUUUAAGGACUUUUGUUUAUGAUAUUGUUACUUUAAAUUGUGGUUGAAGCAAUAGAAAAUUGAAAUAUGGAUUGUGCAUGACUGUGUCUUGAGUGUAAAAAUAAUGCAGUUUGAAACUUGGACCUAAAGUAUUGCAAAUAAAAAUG
This is a messenger RNA of Dama dama (fallow deer), 8846 nucleotides long. RefSeq names its product p21 (RAC1) activated kinase 3 (gene PAK3). Gene Ontology annotation, molecular function: protein serine/threonine kinase activity; ATP binding. Gene Ontology annotation, cellular component: cytoplasm. The transcript has 19 exons. Gene Ontology annotation, biological process: regulation of MAPK cascade; regulation of actin cytoskeleton organization; regulation of axonogenesis. The record is from RefSeq and is a predicted model, not a curated record. Lineage: Eukaryota; Metazoa; Chordata; Mammalia; Artiodactyla; Cervidae. Bases 373 to 2052 code for a protein of 559 amino acids.